Molecule: messenger RNA, 1014 nt
Organism: Oxyura jamaicensis (ruddy duck)
Lineage: Eukaryota; Metazoa; Chordata; Aves; Anseriformes; Anatidae
Product: keratin-associated protein 21-1-like
Exons: 2
Coding region: 215-580 (121 amino acids)
Source: RefSeq, a predicted model, not a curated record
CAUAAAUACUGCUGUAUUGGCAAGCAUAGAGAGGCACCUGAUGUUAUGGCACGAGCUGAGGAUUUUGCUCAAUUCCUUGGCUUUCCAUCUUUUAUCCUGCAUUGCCUCUUCCUGUGCAUCUGUGUGCUUAAGUACUUCCACAGUGUGCGUGCAGGUGGGAAAAGCCUUGUGUGCCUGAGGGCAUCCAAGGGAGGUUUGCCUCCAUCGCAGAAAGAUGACUUUCUUCCAAGGACAGUGCGAGGAUGACUGCUAUUCUCCCUGCAGUUACGGGGGCCUGUAUGGCUACCGGGGCUAUGACUGUGGAAGCCCCUGUGGCUACCGGGGCUAUGGGAGCCUCUACGGCUACCGGGGCCUCUAUGGCUUUGGGGACCGGUACGGCUUUGGUGGGCUGUACGGUUCCCGGGGCUUCUAUGGCUAUGGGGAUGGCUAUGGCUAUGGGGGUCUGUAUGGUGGCUAUAGGGGCAUCUAUGGCUAUGGGGACUGCUAUGGCUACCCAGGCUUAUACAGCAGCCGCUACGGCUACCCCUUCAGUUCACGAUACGGCCAAAGAUACGGCUACGGGAGCUGCUACCCCUGCUAAACCCAGCGGGAAUGUCCCUGAAGUGAGGAUCAACCCCGGCCUGGCAAGUGUGGACUGACGGCGAAUCUCAGUGGCAGAGAUGCAGAGAGCCCCAGCACCAGCAGCCACCCCUCCGCAGGGGCUUUGAGUGCUCAGCACCACUGCCGAAGUGCUUGAAAUGUUUGUUGUUUUUUUUUCCUGCUUUGUGUCUGCUUGCUGUCUUACAUCCCACUGUCUCCUCUUGAUCCACUGUUGGAUCAAAAAACUUGCUUCUCAUCAAUGCUAUGGUUCUAUGUAAACUCUAGAAAUGCUGCUGCAAUAUCUGGCUUUUACGUUUGUUGCAGUGAUGUAUUCUGAAUGAAUGGUAUAGGCAGGGUGUAAUGUGUCUUUGGGAAUGUAGUCUUUCUGUUCUGUACACCUUUAAAAAUAUAUCUGCCUUUCAUAUUAAAAGUUAU